AUGCCACCUCGCAAGACUAAAAAGGGCAAGCAGCCUGCUACUCCCAUUAGUGGAAGGGUUGAAAAGUCGCAAAAGUCGAAGACUCAGAAAAAUACCAAGUUGAGCGAUAUCGCGCAAGAGGUUCAGCCUGCAGGGCAGAGUAUAAAAGGUGGAUUAACAAAAUUCAAGACUAGUCCAUCCUCUCAGUCUGUCUCUAGCGCAGAAAAUAGAUAUAAGGUCCUUGAUCUUGACACGUCUUAUGUUGGAAAGAUCAAAAUCACUAAAAAGGCCCCAAAGCCCCCACGUCACCGUAGAUGGAAGCACAAGGGAAAGGAGUCUCUAGAGAACCCGGCAGAGCUUCCCGAUGAUUGGACUGAUAGUGAGCCCGACCUAAGUGAUGAUGAUUAUGAUGCUCAGAUUGAGCGCUGUCAGGAAAGAAUCAAGGACAAUAUCAUGGUUUCACGGUUUGAAGCAAAGUUGGAAGCUUUGAAGGCGGAUAAAGCUGAGAAGGAAUUUUUGGUUGACUCAGAGCCUUACGGGCUUAGCUGGCCCGUUAUCCAACGCCUAAAUUCCCUCAAGCAGAUGGAGCAAGACCUGAGCAAGAAAGACCCUUAUAAACAGCUGGAAACCGUGCGAGCUAUCAUGCGGGCAUACCGAUAUAAGGAUCUUCAAUGGAAUCACGGCUUGGUCACGUACUGGGUCAAAGCUCGUCAGCUUUGUCAACCGCGCCCAUUCAAUUGGGAUGAGAUGGACCAGGUAAAGGAAAAUAAUGCAAAGGGGGAGAGCUUUUGGAUUGAGGGGGCAAGUUAA
Messenger RNA from Penicillium cosmopolitanum, 789 nucleotides. RefSeq lists its product as uncharacterized. Lineage: Eukaryota; Fungi; Ascomycota; Eurotiomycetes; Eurotiales; Aspergillaceae. The record is from RefSeq and is a predicted model, not a curated record. The transcript is spliced from 3 exons. The coding region runs from base 1 to 789 and encodes 262 amino acids.